AUGGACCAUUUCACAUGUUUUGCUCAGGCCUAUGCCACGAUAAACAAGGCAGCAAAAACGGUGCAGGACGUCUUUGGUGAUUUUGGUUUCCCUGAGAAACUCCAUCAUGAUUUGGGAAGGGGGGACCGUGCACCCAAGACUUUUCCAGCCGAGGUCUCCGUCACACCGGCGCCGACUCACCACGGACCUUGGGUGCACCAGCAGCGAAAGACCAGACCAAACGCUGUGAUCAUUGGGGACUCCAUUGUGCAAAAUGUCCGUGUCGCUUCAACAAAGGGUAAGGUGCACACACAUUGUUUUUCUGGUUCUCGUGUCCUUGAUGUUGCUGCGCAGGUUCCUGGGAUCCUGAAGAAGGUCGAGAGCAUUGGAGCGGUCGUGCUGCACGCGGGGGCAAACAACAUCAGGCUGCGGCAGACAGAGGUUCUGAAGAGGGACUUCACCAGCCUGAUCGAGAUGGUACGAGGCAGAUCACCCACCACGAAGAUCAUCGUCUCUGGACCUCUUCCCACAUACAGACGUGGAGCUGAAAAGUUGUUUUGUCCUGAUAGCCUGCACCCCAGCAGCCUCGGAGCGGAACUGCUGUCAGACAACAUCUCCAAGGCGCUACACACCAAGUGACUGCCUACCGUAAGUACAUCUUCCUACAAUAACAACAUUCAUCAUAUGCAAUGUUCAAUUAAUAGUUCAACACUUGUAGUACAUACUAUAGAGACUGUGUCUGUUCCCCGAGCUAUACAAAUACAUAGAAAAUUUCGGAAAGUUUGUUUUAGUAACCUAAUUAACAUAAAAUUAGAUAAUUCUGAAUGCACAUCCAGCAGCUUUAAUCUGAAGCUAGGACUAUUAAACAUUAGAUCUCUUGCGUCUAAGGCUCUUAUUGUUAAUGAAAUCAUUACUGAUCAGGAAUGUAAUUUAAUGUGUUUAACGGAAACUUGGAUUAAACCAAACAAGUACAUAGCAAUAAAUGAAGCAAGGGUUAUAGUCAAAAUCUAGGCGUCACACAAAAACCUAGUCCUAAUUUUAAGUCUUUUGAAAUUCUUUAUGCCAGUAUAACUUAUGUAGCCACAAAAAAUAAGUCAAUUCCUCUAAUUAUUAUUUACAGACCCCAGGGCAAUAUACUGAAUUUCUUAGUGAAUUUGCAGACUUUAUCUCAAACCUGGUUGUUUAUGUAGAUAAAGCAUUAAUCGUUGAUAAUUUUAAUAUUCACUUUGAUAAGCCGGAAGACCCUCUGAGAACAGCGGUUGUGUCCAUCUUAGAUUCAGUGGGGAUUGAUCAGAACGUAAUCGGACCUACUCAUAAUGGUGGUCACACUCUUGACCUCAUACUAACAUACGGAUUAAAUAUAGAAAAUAUUGUAAUUUUUCCGCAGUCUGAUGUUGUCUCAGACCAUUGUCUUAUCUCGUUCAUAAUAUGUAUUGAUCAUAAUAUUUCCACCUCGCCUUGCUACAGCGUAAAACGUACUUUCACAUCAGCUACUGCACUGAGCUUCAUCAAUAACCUCGCAGAGACAUCAAUAAGAUUUGGAUCACCGUUUGAUCCGAUAGGACUCGAUCAGGCGACUGAAAGCUUAGAGUCAACACUCCGCUACACGCUAGAUAGAGUGGCUGCACUCAAAAGAAAAUUAAUUAGAGAGAAAAAACAGGACCCUGGUAAAACGAUAAAACGCAUACCUUAAAACAGACCACUCAACAAUUAGAACGUAAAUGGCGUCGAACCAAAUCGGUAAUAUUUCAAACAGCAUGGAAGGAGAGCCUACUGAACUAUAGAAAAUCUCUUAGCAAUGCUAGAAAAGUCUAUCUCUCCACCUUAAUAGGAGAUAACAACAACAAUUCUAGAUUUCUAUUCAACACGGUAGCAAAAUUAACUAGGAAUAAAACCACCACAGAAAGAAACACACAGUCAUUACAUAGCAGCGAAGAUUUCAUGAAAUUUUUCAUUGGUAAGAUUGAAAAUAUUAGAUGUGAAAUUCAGGCCAUUAAAUUAAAAUCAGACAGUAUUAUAACUAACGCUGUAGAUGAUAAUAUAGCAAUAUCAGAAUGUUGUACUCCCCUUAGAGAGACCGAACUAGCUUCAUUAAUCUCUUCAUCGAAUUCAUCAACUUGCAUACUAGAUCCUAUGUUUACAUGUUUCUUUAAACAGAUUUGUCCUGGAGUAAUUGAACUGCUUUCAAAUAUAAUCAGUUCUUCCCUUAGCACUGGCUACGUACCUAAAUCAUUCAAAUUAGCAGUUAUUAAAUCCCUGAUUAAAAACCUGACCUUGAUCCCUUGAGUUCCCUCUCAACUGUCCAGCUAUAGACCUAUCAGUUCGUAGAUGUAA
Molecule: messenger RNA, 2313 nt
Organism: Ictalurus furcatus (blue catfish)
Lineage: Eukaryota; Metazoa; Chordata; Actinopteri; Siluriformes; Ictaluridae
Exons: 4
Coding region: 1-618 (205 amino acids)
Source: RefSeq, a predicted model, not a curated record